Messenger RNA from Pocillopora meandrina, 2157 nucleotides. The record is from the annotation of a GenBank genome assembly. Lineage: Eukaryota; Metazoa; Cnidaria; Anthozoa; Scleractinia; Pocilloporidae.
GGCAAUGCAGCGACCGAGGCUGGCGAGGAUUCCAAGAGCCUUCCAGAAGUUAUCUUUGCGUUCUUGAUUAUAUCCUUGUUAAAAGAGAUAUUUCAGAUAUUUUGGCAGCGUCUGGGAUACUUUAAGGAUUACACAAAUUUGAUAGACCUAAGCAUGUAUUUGAGCACUUUAAUCUUUAUUCUACCUUAUUUGACCAAUCAAGAGCUGUAUGGCGACGUUCGCGUGCAGUGGACUUUCGGAACGUUAGCCUUGUUGCUAUGCUACAGCAAUUGGUGUCUCUCUUUACGUCGCAUAACUUCCUUAUCGUUAUACAUAACCAUGUACAUCGAGGUACUGCAGACAUUUGUGAGGGUGAUCCUCAUCUUUGCCGUCUUGCUCUUGGGAUAUGCAUUGGUCUUCUACGUUCUUUUAAAAGAAGAGGUAAGAUGUUAAUUUUUUGAAGCUAACGUUGUGCAAUGUUGAUUACUAGCAUGCACAAUAAGAACCACCGACCAUAAAUAUGGAGAAUCCGCCAACUGUUGCAAAAUUUCGUUAUUCGUUUUAUUUUUUGCUGAAGGACCCUUUGAUGAACCUUUUUCUAAAAUUAGAUCCUGUUUAUUUUUGCCAAAAUAGUUUCCAUCAAUAGCAUUGGAUGAGUUGUUACCGGCUCAUUCAGGUCUGCGGUUGAAACUUCAAUAGAAUUUAAAUUCUCAUUACCUUUACGUCGAGGGUUGAUCACAACUUACAGUUUUUUAGAUAUCUUGGUCACUGUGUGCGCUUACGUUGCCUUUCUUUUCAGGAUACCUUUUCAUCUGUUUGGGUUUCGAUGGCGAAAAUAUUUGUUAUGUUGUUGGGCGAAGUGGACUAUACUGACAUUCUGUCUGACAACGUGGGGAACAGCGCUAAAGUCCCGGGCACGAGUAACCUGUACGUUCCUCUACCGGUGCUGUCGUAUAUCUUGUUCAUACUGUUCGUGUUGUCAGUCUCCAUCGUCCUUAUGAAUCUCCUGGUGAGUCACUGUACCCAUAAUUAGCUCCAUACUCGAUGGUGCGAUCAAAAGAAAAAAAAAAAAGGUUACAAAUACUCAAAGCCGACUUGUAUGUUAUUCAUCUUAAUUCCGACCCGGGAACUAGGCUAUAUAGUUCAUUACAGGGCCCCUUAAACGUACACUAGUGUCUUUCACACUACCUUAGUUUAAUGAUUUACUUUGUGUAUAGGCCCCUUUUAAAUUUGUUUUUUCUUCUGAUUAGCCUCAGUGAUAGUUUUACUUUGGUGAGUCCUUAACGGAAUUCUCCAAUUGAGGGCCUUACCUGUACACUAGUGUCAGACUUAUUGGAAUACAUGAUUUACCUUGUGUUCUUACUGACUCCUUCUCGAAUUUUCGGUUUUUUUUGACCUCUUUAGUAGUUAACUUUGGCUUUGCAACAUUCAACUGAGAAGCGCUCUAAUUACUGUUACUAUGUUAGGUCGGUCUGGCCGUUGGGGACAUAGACUCUAUUCAGAAGACAGCAACUCUGCGAAAUUUGAUAGAUCAAGCUUUGUUAGUGGACAGUAUACGAAAGAGAUAUCCGACGUGGAUGUUAAGACUAACUUACAAAGAAUACCUUGAGUUCAAACUGAAUCAGAACACGACUGUUAAGAGGUAUGUUUUGCAUUAAAACGUACUCAGAUCGUGUUGGUGAACUACUCAAAGCCCGCUCUUAAAAUGCAUAUUUGAAUUGUGUGGAUUUCUCUAGUGGAGUUGAAAGUUGAAAGCUUCUACAGAAUGACUCUUGAAACGGCCUUCUGAAUUUCCUAAUUUUUAAUACAAAUGCAAUAAACAAAGGCGGCCGCCUUUAUUCAAGGAGAAUCAUUUGCAAAGGGGAAAUGCUCUUAUGAUAUAGUAAUUACCCGAAAAACGUGUCAUAUAUACAGUGCUAUUGUGAAAAAAAGAAGAGUCACAAAUUCUGCUUUUCUUUCAGAUUUGUAUUUUCAGGUACGGGUCUCUCAAAUGAAGAUUUCCUGGAUAUCAUUGGCAAGAACGAAUCCAGCCAAAACGAAGAUGAAGGUGACUUAGAUGAGUAUGAUCGGCAGAGGAUCGAAAGGCAAGAAGAACAAAUUAAGAGACUUCAAGCCACUGUAGAUGCUCAAAGCAAAGUACUCACAGCCAUAGCUAAUAAACUGGGGAUAAAUGAAUAA